AUGAAGAGAAAUGAUACAAAAUUACAUAUAAAUGAAAGAAAAUACAAAAAAUUAACAAAAGAAUUAAACAAGUUCUUUCACAAAUAUUCUAUUUCUGAUCCAAUUUCACUUGAAGACCUUUCUGUUGAUCAUAUGAUUCAGUUAUAUGAGGCUUUUUAUAAUACACAAUUUCCAUUUACAAACCGUAAAAAUAGUUCUAAAAAAACACAAAUUAAAUACUUAAAGUUACUCCUUGGAACGAUUUCACAUGAAUCAUUAAGGAUAGACCUUAGUCAUAUUGAUCCUGUUUUGGUAGUUGAACAUGAUAUGGAAUCAAUUAUCAAUAUUGUUGAAGUACUUGUAAUUAUAGGCAACUUGCAACUAUUAAAAGAAAAGAUAGCCAUGAAGCAAGAAGAAAACGAUGAAGGAAAUGAAAAGGAUGAUGAUUCAUCCAUUUCAUGUCAAAGAGAUAGCUUUGAUGAAGAAACAGAUAAUUCACAAAAUAAUGAUGUAUCUGUUUGUAGUUCUUUAAAAGAUUCACAUAAUACUAUUUGUACACCGAAUUCUUUAGCAUCGUCGGAGUCACUUUCUAUUGUGUCUUAUAUCAAUAAUCGUGCAAAUAAAGUAUUUAAUAGAAUUCAUUCUUUAAAUCCAACUCUAACGCAUUCUGCAUGCCACAAUCAACCUCUCAAAAAGGAAUCUUUAAUAAAAAACAAAAAUGCCAAGUAUUCAAAAAACUCUAAAACGAUCAAAAAUAUACAUAAUUGCCAAAAAAACAAAAACAAUAAUAAAACAAGUAAGCUUUCAUAUCGAUCUAUUGGAACACAGACAUCUUUGUCAUAUUUUUCUGAAAUAUUCACUGAUUAUCAAACUUCACCCUUACCAUCAUCAAUAAAUACUUCAUAUAAAAACUCUUAUGAUAUAGGUCCGUGCUCUAUAAAGAAAAUGAUGCAGAAGGUUUCAUUAAAUACAUGGGAUUCAGAAAGUUCAGAAAAUGAGUUAUCGGAAUCGGGUUUGUCUAGUGAAGGAAAUACAGACAAAAUAUCUAUUGAUAAAAAAUUAACUAAAGAUGAUUUCUAUUUUGAUUUUGAUAACAAUUUUUUUAAAAAAAAAAAUGAAAAUUAUCAUGAUAAGACAUUAAAAGAAAAUUUUGGAACAGAACCAAGCACUUUGGAUAACAAUAAGAAAAUGUAUCCACAUAUCUUGCAUACAUCAUAUAAAAAUAAACCUCUUUAUUUCAAAGAAAAUAUCUCUCAGGAGUCUUCACCUAAUAGUGAUACCACUAAUAUAGCUUUUUUUAGAAAAAAAAUUCAUCGAAGUCUAUUAAAAGUAGAUUCUCCAUAUACACUUUACUUGCGUAAACGAAGAAGAAAUGCUUUAAAUGCAUUAUACGCACAGCGCUCGCAUCUAGAACAAAAUUUAAAGUCAUCUUUAAAGGAAAGAAAAAAAAAAUCAUUAAAUAAUUCAAAAACGGGAAAAAUCAAAAAUAUUCCAUAUCAAAAUCAUUAUAAUACACAUUUAAGUGAUAUCUCGUUUUAUUCUUUAUCAGAACCAAAAUCUCAGGCCUUUUUUUCUCAAUAUAAUGAAAACUUUACUGAAGACCUUGAAGAACGAUUAAUGUCUGCUAAAAAACUUUACUCCAAAGAAUCAUAUCCAUAUGAUGAUCUAAUAUCUAAAAUAGCUAGCCAUAAGAUUUAA
Molecule: messenger RNA, 1677 nt
Organism: Pneumocystis jirovecii RU7
Lineage: Eukaryota; Fungi; Ascomycota; Pneumocystomycetes; Pneumocystales; Pneumocystaceae
Exons: 2
Coding region: 1-1677 (558 amino acids)
Source: RefSeq, a predicted model, not a curated record